Messenger RNA from Trichomonas vaginalis G3, 786 nucleotides. RefSeq lists its product as uncharacterized. The transcript has a single exon. Lineage: Eukaryota; Parabasalia; Trichomonadida; Trichomonadidae. Bases 1 to 786 code for a protein of 261 amino acids. The record is from RefSeq and is a predicted model, not a curated record.
AUGAUAACGAAGGCAGUAGAAGCUAGUGGAACAGUUACUAUUACAACUGUAACCCAGCAACUAUUUCGAACAAAGAUGGAUUUUAAUGAAUGUUUCAUUCAUCCAAAGUCAUUCUCUUUAGACCCUAACAUUUAUACAGAACUUGUAGAACAUUAUACAAACGAGGCUUUAUGUUUUCCUGUUAAAGUUAUGGAUUGGAUUCCUAUGGACGGUUCAUUCUCAAAGAAUACAGAUAGUUCAAGUGCAACAUUUACAGCAGCUUAUACGCCUAUUAAUGUUAAAAGUAUUUGGGCACUAUUUAGAAAGAAAGACAACUAUUAUGUUAAUUUUGAGAACCCUAAGUUUAAAUAUCUUCAGCUUUCCAUGGGAGCUUAUGGAAAUAUGCCUGCAGAACCCGAAAAAUCAUAUGGACCUGUAUUUUAUGAAAUGGUUGCGAACACCUGCAAUACAAACAAUGAUAUGAUAGGAUUUAAUGAAGAUGUUAUGAGGUCAUUGGUGGAUGAUGGUAGUGUGGAACAUAAAUGGGAUAGCUAUGACAACACACAUUUCUUAUGUGGUUUUCCAACAGAAGUGGACUUUUGCUUCCAGCAAGGUCAAACAUCUACUGCUCCAAUAACAUACAAAUUGUCUGUUAAAGGACCUAUUGAACUAGCAACUGAAAACGUACCAAAGCCACUUAUUGGAUUUAUGAGGGAUUGUUGCUUUGCCAUUCAGGUGCGUGCUAAUGGCAUCCCCAUAAUAAGAUUAGAUGACUAUAACUUAGCUACGGACGACAGUGAGGAAUAA